AUGUGUGCACAAUAUAUCGAGCAGCAAGACGCCCAGGUCCUGAACCGAAAGCGUUUCGACAGUGUCGCCAUGGCCGCACGACCCGACCAACAACAGAACGAGUCGGACUUUACAACACCCAGAACAUCAUGGCAGCAACAACCGACCGACAGUGGCCUCAGCAUUUGCGAGACUGGAAGACAACGAGCAGCACAGCGUCCUGCCGGACUGCCUUUCGACUGUUGGAACUCACCACUCUGCCCUCGCAACAUGCCGCAGAACGGUUCGGCGCGAUCCGCCGGUCAAACUGUGUGCAACCCCGGCACAAGCCUAAGCAACAAUACCACGACCAACCACACAACGACAAACUCAACAACAAUUUCUUCGCGCAAUGAUACUCCUACAACCGAGAUUAUCAUUCCCGCCGACUCGCCGCCAUUUGAUGCUCGCCCUAGUCUAAAGCGUGCCCGUACCGACACCACCUGCGACACGCUUGACGAAGCACCCACUGUCAAGCCUGCGCCAAAGGAAAAGAGACUACCACACCAUGUUAUCGAGCGACGUUAUCGCGAGAACCUCAACACACAGAUCGAGCAGUUGCGUGCAGCGGUUCCCUCAACGACGUCGUCAUGUUUGACCCUUGACAUGGAGGAUAUUGGGCCCACGUACGCAUCUGCUAGUGCAUCGCAGAAUGCUGCUGCUGCCACCAAUAAUGGCAUCAGACCUCUCAGCAAAGCCGGCGUAAUUGCUCAUGCGGCCGAGUACAUGCGUCAGCUGUCUACUCAAAACGACGAGGUGGAAAAACGCAAUGCAGAGCUACGCAUGACAGUUGAAGCGCUGCGACGGCUUGUCAACUGCGAAGGAUGUGGGGUUGUUCAACAACUCAUCGAUGCUGGAUCAUGA
Molecule: messenger RNA, 882 nt
Organism: Aureobasidium musti
Lineage: Eukaryota; Fungi; Ascomycota; Dothideomycetes; Dothideales; Saccotheciaceae
Source: the annotation of a GenBank genome assembly